Molecule: messenger RNA, 2001 nt
Organism: Colletotrichum graminicola M1.001
Lineage: Eukaryota; Fungi; Ascomycota; Sordariomycetes; Glomerellales; Glomerellaceae
Product: AFG1-like ATPase
Exons: 2
Coding region: 1-2001 (666 amino acids)
Cellular component (GO): cytoplasm; mitochondrion
Molecular function (GO): ATP hydrolysis activity; ATP binding
Source: RefSeq, a predicted model, not a curated record
AUGGCUUCUCUCGUGCGGUACUACUCAACCGCCAUGACCAUCACCGACCCUCUUGUCAAAUACCGCACCCUCGUCUCAUCCAACAUCCUCUCCCCGGACCCAGACCAGCACCGACUCGCGAUCCACCUGCACAAGCUCUACAGUCGCCUCAAGGAUUACGCCCCCGAGGUCGACUACAGCGAGCGUCUUAAGCAGGUCGCCGAGAUACCCGAGACCCGCGACCCGGAAGAGGCCGCUGCAACGCUGGCCAUGCCGAGCCAUCCCAUCUGGGACAACCCGCUGUUCAAGCACCUCGCCCGCAAGGCGAGGCCGACGCCGAAAGACCAAAACCCCAUGGCUCUCGUUCGCGUUAUGACGAGCCUCGAGGGCGCCAUCAGCAUCAACUCGCCGAGGGGGUUGUUUCUGUCGGGUGAGGUGGGUGUGGGAAAGUCCAUGUUGAUCGAUUUGUUGGCACAGGGUCUGCCGACGGAGAAGAAGAAGCGAUGGCACUUCAACACUUUCAUGCUGUACACUUUCUCACAGCUCGAACGCUUCCGCCGGUCUCAUCCCGAGUUAAGCGGCAACGAGAAGGAGUACUCCAUGCUCUGGUUCGCCAAAAAGCUGGUCGAAGAGUCUCCAAUCCUAUUCCUGGAUGAGUUUCAGUUACCCGACCGCGCGGCAAGCAAGAUCCUCAGUCACCUCUUCAUAGCCUUCUUCCACCUAGGAGGUGUUCUCAUCGCUUCUUCCAACCGAAUGCCCGAGGAGCUUCAGAAGGCCAUUGGCGUUGAGUAUACCGUCGCUCCCACCGACGGCUUCCUCAAGAGUCUUUUCCUUGGCGGAGCUCGAUCGCGAGGCACUCUCCAUAGCCAAAACGACUUUGCUGCUUUCGUCGAAGUUCUUAAAGCCCGCUGCGACUUUUGGCAUAUGGAAGGGGCCAUUGACUGGCGGCGUCGUGAAAACGGAGAGAAUGUAGCAAUCGAGGUAGCGUCCUUUGAGGGAACUGGACUUGCAGAAAAGCCAGAUGGGGCCCAAGGAGAAACAACCAAACCCGCCAAGUACUUCUUAACACCCGAAACGUCUGCCUGGACAUCAGAGCUAUCGGACCUCAUUUCCAAACCGUGGACAUCAGCAACCCUCACAGUCUACGGCCGUACGAUUGCAAUCCCACGCCAGCGCGACGGUGUCGUUUACUGGGACUUUAAUGACCUCGUCGGGACCUUUGGUCCGGCCGACUACGUGACCAUGGCCUCCACCUAUCACACCUUCAUCGUCGACAACGUUCCAACCAUGACGACGCUACACAAGAACGAGGCCCGCCGCUUUAUCACCCUUCUCGACGCCCUCUACGAGGCCCGUGGUAAGCUCUUCGUCCGCGCCGAAACCGGGCCUGAUGAUCUCUUCUUCCCGGACAUCCGUGCCGCUCAGGCCGAGGCGGAGCUCGCCGCCGCCACGGCCGCCGCCUCCAGGCUUGAGUCCGGAGAGGAAGUCAUAGACUCGGACGCGAUCCACUCCGAGACCAUCGCCGAAGUGUACCAAGACCAAGCAGCGCCCUUCCGCCCCAACAUCUCCUACUACGACACCGACCUGCCGACCUCCAAAUACGACCCAGACCAGGACUCGGAUUUUGGCCGCCUCGGAAACGUCAGCAGUGCCACGGGGGCAUCCAGCCCCAACUUCAGCAACACGGCCGGCUUCAUCGGUGAGGACGAGCGCUUCGCGUACCGCCGCGCCGCGAGCCGGCUGUGGGAGCUGUGCAGCGCCGCGUGGCACUCCCGAGGGGUGGGAGACGAGCCUUCCGAGUGGUGGACGCCCGUUCCGCGCACUGCACGGCAUUGGGAAGAUUCGGCGCCGUCGAGGCCGAAGAAGGACGAGCCCCUGCUGCCGCGACAACAGACCGAUGCCUCGAUGGGCCCAUCUAGGCCUGUUGACGAGCCGUUCGGGACGGACAAGCUUGUUAUCGAGAGAUGGCAAGCUCUGGAGGAGGCAGAGCAGCGGCGCGAGAAAUCAUCUCAGGGGGGAUGA